Enterobius vermicularis (human pinworm) is the source of this 777-nucleotide messenger RNA. Lineage: Eukaryota; Metazoa; Nematoda; Chromadorea; Rhabditida; Oxyuridae. The record is from the annotation of a GenBank genome assembly.
AUGCGUCACGCUUAUUCAACCAAUAUUCACAGCGAUAAUCCAUCAACUAGCUGCCCAUAUAAAGGCAAUAUUGCUGCUGAACGUUGGUUACCCUUACAAAGGGAGAAAAGUCAUAGCACAGCUGCUGUUAAUAAUUUAACAACAGUUGAUGAGAAAAAAAGUUUGAAAAGAUCUAUAUCACGUCAAAGCCUUCUUAAACGAGCCCUUAGUAUGCAGUUUUUAUCUGGCCUAUGGCAACCGAAACUUGAAAAAGAAUUAUGUGAAAAAAUACGGCUUCGCUACAAAGAUACUUCAAAAUAUAUCAUAUGGCCUGAAUGUCCAUUACCAGCCGAAUUUAAUCAAACAACCAUUUCGUUUAAAAUAUCUAACGAAGUAGUAAAACUGAAGCACGCUGGAAAUCAUCAGGCUGAAGCAAUGAGGCAGAACAAUUUGUUCUGGGAGAACGAGAUCCGUGAGAAGCUUCGAGAAGGGAAGCUUGACAUAUCUGCUUUUCAAAAUCCGGAUGGUUUCAAAGAGGGCAGAACAAAAUUUUAUUACCAAACUUUACCUGUGACGCCACCAACGCUACCGUCGAUCGAAGAAGUGCGGCUUCGAAAAAACACUGUUACAUCGGACGACCCGCAAGUGGCAGACCUCAACGACGAAAAAACCCCACUGCCUAGACGAUCAAUAAACCACGUGCGAAGAUCGGAAUCUAGUGACGACGAAGAAUCUCUCAUUUUUUUAACAACUUCUGAUCAGGAAUUGGAAAUAGAACCUCAUGUAGUCAGAAUGUGA